Molecule: messenger RNA, 2163 nt
Organism: Candida albicans SC5314
Lineage: Eukaryota; Fungi; Ascomycota; Pichiomycetes; Serinales; Debaryomycetaceae
Exons: 1
Coding region: 1-2163 (720 amino acids)
Source: RefSeq, a predicted model, not a curated record
AUGUCAUCUUUACCAAAUCCAAAUCCAAAUCAUUUAACUCCAAAUUUUAAUAGAAGAGGUCAUAGACAUAAACGAUCUCAAGCAAUGUCAGGAGAUUUUGAUGCAAUAGGUUUAGGAUUAUUCAAUUCACCUUCACAUUUGACUACUAAUAACACCACUCAUGUUUCUUCAUUUUCUUCUUCCUCACCGCCUCCACCACCACCAAUAUUUUCCAUGCUGGAUGAUUUAGAUAAACAUUAUCAAUUUAAUAAUACUGAAGAUUUUGCCAAUAAUCCUAAUCAAGGCUUUGCUUUUCCUAAUAUUACUAAAAGUUCAGGUAAACUCGAAUCAUAUUCAUCUUCUGCACCUUCAAGUGGUAAAUUCAAUCAACAUAUGCCAUCAAACUCAUUAAACUCUCCUAUCAGACUACAUCAGAAACGAGGAUUCCAAAAUAAUAGUUACCACCACCACCACAACAACAACAACAACAACCCUAAUCAACCCAAGUUUUUCUUAACUAAUGAAACAACAGUAAAUAAAGAUAAUGUUCCAGAAGCAUUAAUAGAUUUGGACGAUAUAUUUAAGGCUAACUUACACAUUGGUGAUAACAAUAAUACUGGCAGCAAUAGUGGUUCAAUACCUAAAACUACACAUUUCCAUAAACGUACAGAACUGGCCCCAGCAAAUUUCUAUUAUGAUGAUUUCUUGGGGUCUCCUUUCAUUAAAGAAAAUGCCAUUGAAGAAGAAGAAGAAAGAUUAGAGGUGAGUUUUGAAGAUAAUGAGGAAGAAGAAGAAGACGAAGAGGAAAUAGAAGAUUUACGUCUUCAUAUUAAUGAUGGAUCAGAUGAAGCAUUACCACCACCUUCAUUUUAUCAAUCAGCUUCUGCUAAUUCAUCAAAUUCAAGUUUAAAAACGAAAACUAUUGAGAAAACCCUUUCCAACUCAUCAUCAAGCUCAUUGUUUGCAACACCAAGAUCAGGAGCCAAAGCAAGUAGAUAUAAAAAUAUUUAUGAUCAAUCAAAAAUUAUAUCAAACGCAAUGAAAAUUUCAUCAGAAAAUGUUAGUGGCAUUGAACGAACCGUGACUCCUCCAUUGAAUCGCAACAAUAACAAUAACAAUAACAAUAGCAACAAAUAUCUUAACCAUUCUUCUUCUUUGCCCUCUUUAAAGGGGAAAAGAUCAUUCUCAUAUGUCCCUCAAUUACGAUAUGGUGAUAGCAAAAGAGUUGCAUCUCCUAAAACUAAUAUCACUAUAGAUACUCCACCUACACCACCAACGACAACGGCAACGGCAACGGCAACGGCAACGACAGUGCCAACAUCGGUUUCAGCUGUUACAGUCCCUUCUUCAAUAGGAUUAUCGGGAUCACCAUCAUCCAAAUCACCGGAAACUCAAUUCAUUUUGGAAUUACCUUCAGCUUCAACCCCAUCUACAUCAGCAACAACUUUGAGUACUUCUAGUAAUUCAGAAUUAAAGAAGAAUAGAAAUAGUCCCGUAAGUGUCAAUUCAGAAGCUUUAGAUUCAAACACAACUUCGAGUAGUACAAACUCGACAAUGGACACUACAGCAUCACCAAAUUUUACAGCAGAUAUUACAGCCAAUACCACUACACCUGCUAUUGUUGUUACCAAUGAGCAAACUCACCUUAAUAAGGAUCCAUUGUAUAUCAACACAAAUGUUAGUAGUGACAAUACUACGAUUGAAAAAAGUGCAUCCACGAUAACAGCAUCAUCAGGGAACUCGACGCCAAUGGUAGAUGCAUGUAUAUCACCUACAGCUGUUGUGUUUUCCACAUCAGAAGAUUUCGAAAGAAAAGGAUCUGUCCCACAAUCACCAAUUAGACCACAAUCACCUGCAGAAACAAGAAUUCUCAAUGAGACGAGGAUCCCUGUUUUCAAAAGAAAGAGUGGAUCAAAGCCAUCAGUGGCAUCAGCCCCUGCACCAGCAACAACAUCAUCUACUUCUUCAUUUUCAUCAUCUUCUUCUUCUACACCAGAAGUUGGUCCCGCUACUUCUCCAACAAAACCACAAGCACCACCACAAUACAUGAAUAAACAUGAUUUCAUGCAUAGAAGUUUAUUUCGAAGAAGAGGAUCAAAUGCAACCGAUACAUCAUCAGUAAGUUCAGUGUCUUCAAGAUUGAAACGAACUUCAAGAAUAUUCAAUUGGAUAAGAAACAAAUAA